AUGACGUUGGGGAGUUUCAACCUUAUAAAGGUGUUCUCCACAUUACCCCCCCCUUUUUCGAAGCUUCUUCUUGUUUGCUAGGCACGAGAAGUCUUCUUGGGGUAACCGGAACCCGACCGGCUGGCGGCGAGUAGAACCCCCUUUUUUCCCAACAAUCUUCUGUGCGUGUGUGCGGGUGCACCACUUCCGCCACGCAUUGCCAAAAGUUUCGAGUUCGUUAGACAAUGCAUCGUUUCUUGGCCCACCCACCGUUUUUCUUUUUUUUCCGGAAGAAAAUUAGGUGAGCAGCGGGGUUUGAACCCGUGCCUUUUGCAACCAAAAGCAGACACAUGUCAUCUCUUCGUCGACGCCAUUGUGGAAAAGAGGGUUUCGUCCUCAACAGACGUUGUGGAGUUUCAACGUUUUUGAAGGUGUU
This is a messenger RNA of Ectocarpus sp. CCAP 1310/34, 415 nucleotides long. The record is from the annotation of a GenBank genome assembly. NCBI's taxonomy places the organism in Eukaryota, Phaeophyceae, Ectocarpales, Ectocarpaceae.